This is a messenger RNA of Teleopsis dalmanni, 1800 nucleotides long. RefSeq names its product protein I'm not dead yet-like. Gene Ontology annotation, biological process: monoatomic anion transmembrane transport; citrate transport. Gene Ontology annotation, molecular function: citrate transmembrane transporter activity; succinate transmembrane transporter activity. The coding region runs from base 82 to 1737 and encodes 551 amino acids. The record is from RefSeq and is a predicted model, not a curated record. Gene Ontology annotation, cellular component: membrane. The transcript has 13 exons. NCBI's taxonomy places the organism in Eukaryota, Metazoa, Arthropoda, Insecta, Diptera, Diopsidae.
AUUUCACAAAUACUGUCAAAUUUUAAUUCUAUUUAGAGUAUAUUUCUCUUAAUAAGGUCUUGAGUUUAAAAAUUCGGAACCAUGGAUGAGAAUGAAAGGAUUGGUAUAGGCACUGCUUGUGGGUCAUGUUGCGGUAAUCACUGGAAGGGUAUAUUUACUGUUCUAAUACCAUUAAUUGUAUUACCUUUACCCGUGCUGCUUCGAUCUGAUGAGUUUAUAUGCUUGUACGUCGUUAUUGUUAUGGCGUUUUAUUGGGUAACGGAGGUAGCACCACUAUACAUAACUUCCUUACUACCAGUGUUUGUGUUUCCAAUACUAGGAAUACUAGAUUCAAAUACUGUUUGCAAACAAUACUUCAAAGAUCCACUUGUUAUGUUCUUGGGUGGUCUUAUGAUAGCUUUGUCUAUUGAAUAUUGCAAUUUGCACAAACGUAUCGCAUUGAUAACUAUCAAGGCAAUAGGCUGUAGUCCACGUCGUUUACAUUUUGGUCUUGUUGCGGUGUCUUCAUUUAUUUCAAUGUGGAUUUCAAAUGCAGCUACUACUGCUAUGAUGUGUCCUGUUAUACGUGCCGUCUUGGAUGAAUUAAAGGGGCAAAAUAUUAUUGAAAUCUACAAUUCUGCAGAUAAUGAGAAGCAAAUGGAUGAAAGAGAUAAAUCUCCCUCGCCAAUUGCUUUGGGUUAUUAUUUGAGUAGCGCGUAUGCAACUACUGUUGGCGGUUGUGGUACACUCAUUGGAACCGGAACUAAUUUGACUUUUAAAGGAAUUUAUGAUACACGUUUUCCAGAAGCCACCGAUGAAAUCAGUUUUCCAGGAUUUAUAGCUUAUGCACUCCCCUUUGUAAUUAUCAUGACUGGACUCCUAUAUUUUUCGAUGCAAAUAAGUCAUUUUGGUAUGUUUCGUCCAAAUAGUGAGAUAGGUAAGCAAGUAACUUAUGCAACUGAAAAUGCUGGAGUCGUUAAGAAGGUCAUCGACCAGCGUUAUGAAGAACUUGGACCAAUGUCAUGCCAUGAAAAACAAGUAGUGAUAUUAUUUAUUUUGAUGGUUGUGUUGUUAUUCACGCGCAAACCUGGUUUCGUUACUGGUUGGGCUGAAGUUGUCACUGAUAAGGCAGUUAACAGUUCUGCUCCAAUGGUAUUUGUUCUCUUUUGGCUAUUUAUUUUUCCAAUAAAUUGUGCCUGUUUGAAGUUUUGUAAAUCAAAGGCAAAGGGUCGUCCAAAGAGUCAACUUCCAGCGCUUAUCAGUUGGUUUUUUUUAAACAAAGAAACUCCAUGGGGCUUAGUUUUUCUACUUGGUGGUGGCUUUGCUUUGGCAGAAGGUAGCACGCAGAGUGGCAUGGCUAAGAUGCUUGGAAAUUCAUUGAAAUUUGCGCAAAGUUUUCCAAGUAGUAUAGUUCAAUUAUUUUGUGUGGUCACGGGUGUGUUCUUUACCGCCUUUAGUGCGAACGUUGCUAUUGCCAAUAUACUUAUUCCUGUUGUAAGCGAAAUGGCUGUUGCUAUAAAAAUUCAUCCAUUGUAUUUUGUAUUCCCUACUGGAUUAGCAUGCAGUAUUGCUUUUCUUUUACCUGUUAGUACGCCAGCAAAUGCCAUUGUCUCGGGAUAUGCAAAUAUCAAGACUAAAGAUAUGGUUAUAGCUGGCCUACUGCCAACAUUCUUUUCAAUUUUGCUUUUAUCAAUAAACGGUUUGACUUGGCAUUCUAUUAUCUAUCCUGGAUUAGAGUUACCAAGUUGGGCUAAAUAAUCGUUAAGAUUCAAAUAUAAAGGAAUAUAAAGGAAAAUAUUAAUACUACAAGAUAGAAGUACU